AUGGUGGAAGACAUGUUUGGAGGAUGGGAGUAUAGGAGCAACCAUGCUGCCCAUUAUAAUGGAAGAUUUAAUGCAACUUUCGUAUAUGCCUUUAACCAAAAAGAAGAUAGGAAGGAAUUGUGGAACUACUUAAUGCAGUUGAAUCUGAGGUCUAUCCCAUGGGUGGUAUUAGGGGAUUUUAAUGCGGUGUUGCAUGCUGAGGACAGAAUUGGUGGUACCCCGGUCACAUAUGCCGAAAUUAUGGAUUUUCAACUUUGCUUGGAUACUUGUGGACUAGUGGAGCUCCCAACUAAUGGGGGUAAAUACACAUGGACGGAUAAUCAAGAUGAAAGAAUUUUUUCCCGAAUCGACUGGGUGUUUGUAAAUGGGGAGUGGAUCGAUGAUAUGCCGUACUGUAGAGAAAACAUCCUCCCAGCAGGUGUAAGUGACCACUGUCCCAUUGUGGUCCAAAUGGUGAAGCAGAUUAAAAAGACUAGACUUGCAUUUAAGUUCUGUAAUGUUUGGUGUCAACAUCCAUAUUUUCACAAGGUUGUUGAAGAUGGUUGGUGCACAGAUAUAGCAGGGUAUAGAAUGUUUCAAGUGGUUCAAAAAUUGAAGAGGUUGAAACAGAACCUCAAACAGCUGCAUCGUCAACAUUUUAGCAACAUUGUUCAGGAGGCAAAAAAUGAUAGGAUAGCCAUGCUACAGUGCCAGGAGAGACUACUUGCAAAUCCUACUGAUGCUCACAUACAACAAGAGGAGAAAAGCCUUAGAUUGAAGUAUAGUCAGUCUGCUAAACUUUCAGAACUGUUCUUGCUCCAAAGAAGUAAAGCUACCUGGAUAAAGUUAGGAGACGACAACACAAAAUAUUUUUUCUCCUUAAUCAAACAAAGAAAAUUGAUACAAUCAGUGUGCCAAAUUCAAGAUUAG
This is a messenger RNA of Lycium barbarum (goji berry), 909 nucleotides long. RefSeq lists its product as uncharacterized. The transcript is spliced from 2 exons. Bases 1 to 909 code for a protein of 302 amino acids. Gene Ontology annotation, molecular function: catalytic activity. Lineage: Eukaryota; Viridiplantae; Streptophyta; Magnoliopsida; Solanales; Solanaceae. The record is from RefSeq and is a predicted model, not a curated record.